GAGCAAUUCUGUCCCGUAAGCAGUCCUGUACCCUUAUUGUAUGUCUCCCCAGUGCAAUCUCUUAAGACUACCCAUGAUGACCACAUCCUAUGGGAAUGCUCCUCUCUAAAAUAGGUUCAAAGUAGAGAUGAAGGCAAUCACCUUGUUGUUAGGAAGUCUUUGUGUUUGCCUUGCAGCACCAGUUGAAGAACAUCAUGAGAGAGUGGCCAGAUCAGCAUUGAGUGGCAGUGAGGAAACGGGCCUGCGGACCUUGCUGACCGAAGUGAGAGAUACCCUUGCCAACCGUAACCAAAACCCAAUAGCCCCGCAGCAGCCCGCUCCAGGUAUUACCAUUCAGGAACCCCCUCCUCCCAUGAACGACCCACAGGCCAAUCCUGCAGCAGGCCCGGCCACCAUUAACCUGGUCAUCUCUACCCAGCCACAGCAGCCAGAGCCACUGCCACAGCCGGACAUCCUACAGAGACCGCAACAGGACCAACCAAUUACCCAGCUGUUUCAGGCCACGAGCGAUCCCAACACCUUGGUUGUUGGACCAUGUGGACAAAAUCAGCCAAAUGCCCAGGCUACGCCAUGCUAUCUUCCCUAUGGUCUGCAGCAACCAGGACUUGGACCAUAUUCCCAGUACUAUCCUUAUCCUACAUACCCCUCUUCUCCAUUCGGCUCUUUCAUGAAUCCUUUAAAUUCCCCAACUUUCCUCAACACUGGAGGAGCUGGGUACAAUUAUGGUGUUUCUCCCAUAAAUCCACAGGUUAACCCCUACAACCCCUAUAGCCAAUUUAAACCCUAUGCUGGGUAUAAUCAGGGCAUGACCCCAAAUCUGAGCAUAACCCCCCCGAUCAUUUUUAGAGAGGGUCCAGCAAGAGCCCAAUAACAGCAAGCAAUGUGGAGAGAUCUUAGAGGGUGUUGUAUUAUUUUAGUCCAUCAUCUUGCAUGUUAUGAUAGUUAUACAUAGGUCUAGCCAAGGCUAUGGCUUGUAAUGUUUGGUUACUA
Molecule: messenger RNA, 990 nt
Organism: Alosa sapidissima (American shad)
Lineage: Eukaryota; Metazoa; Chordata; Actinopteri; Clupeiformes; Clupeidae
Exons: 4
Coding region: 128-871 (247 amino acids)
Source: RefSeq, a predicted model, not a curated record